Molecule: messenger RNA, 542 nt
Organism: Prorocentrum cordatum
Lineage: Eukaryota; Dinophyceae; Prorocentrales; Prorocentraceae
Source: the annotation of a GenBank genome assembly
UCAGCAGGCUGUAAGCUUGCUCCUGCGCGUCCCAGCGGUGGUAGAUUUUAGGUUUCGAAGGCUGGUCGCGAUGGCUAGUGCCUGCCGUGGCCGUGGCUCUGCUGGGACGGCGCUGUGCGCCGGCGCCGCUCUACUGGCGUGCGUCUACUUCUCCCGCGGCUUGGCCUUCUUCGCCGCGUCUCCUCGCUCGUCGACGGGCGGGCGCCCGCAGGGGCCGCGGGUGGCCACCCACCUCCACAACACCAACGAGGGCGGAGCCGUGCCGUCCGAGGUGACCGCCACCGCGCCGCCCGCGUUUGAGGAGCAGGCCAUCAUGGCCAUCGAGGACUGCAUGUCCCACGGGCCCUCUGUGGAGUCCCUCGCGCGGCUGGACGUGAAGCUGCUAUCCCUCGACCAGCAGCUGGAGGCCGCGAUCCAGCAGCAGACGGGUGGUGACGAGCUGGCGCACCUCAUCGGCGUCAGGCAUAGGGUUGGGACGCUGCGGUCCCAGAUGGAGGCGCUGCAAGGGGUGGUUGCCUACAUCCUGUACAACCCUCAGGACG